AUGCUUCGAUUCUGGCCACCGUUGCGAGUUCCUUCACCAGUCAGCCAGCAUCUCCGGAUUCCUUUUUCUUCUCGGCGACGACUGUUCAAUGUGGGAAGCAAACCCAGCACGCUGUCACCGCAUUCCUUGCCUGAUGGAGGUUCGGGAAAACCGGUUCCACCGCAUGAUCCUUAUACGUACACCAGUGGGAGAUGGCUUCAUCGGGACGAGCUGGAACGAAAAUCUCGCCAGAUUGUGUUUGACUUCUCGGCGCUUCGCGAUAGGGCUAUCAGCCUGUGUCCAGGAGCAACCAAGAUGGUCGAAUGCGAGAAGAGAGAAGGUGGAUUUAACAGAGUCUUUCUUUUCACGAUGGACACAGGUCCUUGUGUUGUGGCGAGAUUACCGACCGGUAUUGCUGGCCCGCCAAGGUUAACCACCAACUCUGAAGUCGCAACAAUGACAUACUUACAGUCCAAGAUCUCGGUUCCAAUACCGAAAAUCCUAGACUGGAGCGACGAUCCGUCAAAUCCAAUCGGCGCAGAAUAUAUCUUCCAGGAGCAUGUUGCUGGUGUUCAGCUGCACCAGAUGUGGCCCAAAAUGGACUCGGAACAACAUAUGCUGUGUACUAAGAUGCUUGCAUUAGCGAUGAGAGAUAUGGCAUCCUUGGACUUUCCGGCCUAUGGCAGCCUAUACUUCUCAGAUGCGCCGCUUGAGUCGCACAUGAAGAUUCCCUUCGACCAGGGCUUCUGUGUUGGUCCACAUUGCAAUCCAGUUUUCUGGAACAGGAAUCCGGGGGAACUUGGACUCUACGGUGGUCCGAGUCCCAAUUGCGGUCCUUGUUUGAUAGAGACCGGUUUCUCUCGUUUACCAAAAGAAGAUGCUGGCAAUCGCGACCUUCUUCCUCAUCAAGGCUCAAUUGGAGAUCAUAUCAAUCUCUUGAAAAUAAGCCAAGAAGUGAUGCAGAAAUUGGUCAAAGAUAAGCGCAUCCAGGAUGCCGCUACUCCAGCUCUGAUCCACCCUGAUUUUCACAAAAGAAAUAUUUAUGUCUCAGCCGAGGUUACAACUGUUAUUACGGGCGUGCUCGAUUGGCAAUCAGCGAGCAUUGAGCCUGCGUUCAUCUAUGCCAAUGAGACUCCUGAUUUUGCUGCACUCCCUCAGGAGGCAGAUGGAAACAUAUUCGAGAACGGCCAAGAGGAACACAAAGAUCCUGCCCGAAAGGAACGAGAAUGCAAAGAUGCGUUGAUCUGUUACCAGACAUACGAUGUGUGCAUGAAGGGGCUUGCUCCUAAACUACGUCCUGCAAGGUUACUCGAUCCGAGCUUGUUUCGAGUCUUCCACUACUGCCAUACGACAUGGAGAGACAGUGCCACGGCGCUCCGCCAAGAAUUGAUUGAGCUUUCAGCUCGCUGGACAGAAUUGGGACUGCAGGACGCUUGUCCAUUUUCUCCAAAUGAAGAAGAAUUGAAGAAGCACGCGCGAGAUUAUGAAGACUUUGAGACUGUCCAAAAACUUAAACUGUGGCUAAGAAACUCACUCCAUACGAAUUCUGAUGGCUGGGUUCCGAAUGACGUAUGGAACGCUGCGAAAGAUGCUCAUCGCGCGGCGUACGACGAAUGGAUGCAGACGGCCAGAGAAUCAGAGGCUCGUGGCGAGGGCCUGACAGUAGCAAAAGCGGAUAAAUUGUGGCCAUUUGAUGCUAGAUAA
Molecule: messenger RNA, 1683 nt
Organism: Aspergillus lentulus
Lineage: Eukaryota; Fungi; Ascomycota; Eurotiomycetes; Eurotiales; Aspergillaceae
Source: RefSeq, a predicted model, not a curated record